GCAGCAGCGGCAGAGGCAGCAGCGAUGGCAGCCCCGGUUCUUGGACAUUCAGAAAUUCAUUAGGUUGCGCGCCAUCGUUCCAGGCGGUCGCACAUUCCACGUGCCAUAGCCGUAACCACAACCUGCCAGCCGUUUAAGACCAAACCCAAAUACGAAACGAAACUGCCUUCACACAAGUACCUAAACCAAAAACCCAAAUAGCUGCCAAAAGUAACCAAAAAUACCAGAGAUCCCGUAACAUAACCCACGUGCCCCCGGAAUAAAGAUGAUGGGAUCGCCGGGAUCCCAAGCGCCCGCGAUCGCGACCUCGGUCGGAAUCAGAAACGGGCGGAUAGGUUGCACAGGCUCGCUGCUUCUGCGCCUCCUCGCCGUGAUCUUCGUCCUCAACGCCUGCCAUGUACCGCUGACAAAUGCCAAGCAAAUUACGCCCUUCAAUGAUGACCUGGACUUUAUAUUGGCGGACGACCAGUUGCAGGGCAACAACGAGACCGAGUGGGCCACUAAGGCUAACGAUGACGAUGACGACGAUUUCCUCGAGAGCGAGGAUCUAAUGCGUUCAUCAGAAAAGGACGACUUCGAGGAGACGGAGAAGAAGGAGGACUUGCCCAAAGGUAACUGGUUUACCCAGAGUGUCCAUCGCGUUGGCCGCUCAAUCAAGAGUCUCUUUGGCGCUGACGAGAAUCAGGAGCGGAAGCUGGAGCAUGAGCGGACCCGGCGGAAACGCCAAAAUGCCCAUGAUCGGCAAAAGGAGCUUCGCCGGCAGAACAGGGAGGAGCGGGAACGCAAGCGGGAACAGGAAAAGCAUCAACGCCAGCUGGAGAAACAGCGUCUGGCCAAACGGGCCAAUGACGUCACUCGCAAGCGGGCACCUUCUGCCGAUCUCUACGACGAGAACGAGGCUUCCGGAAUAGAGGAAACCGCCAUCUAUCGUACCUCCUUCGUCGUUAAUGAGCCAUAUUCGACCGAGUUCAGGGAUCGGGCUAGCAAUGACUUUCAGAACCUGCAAAAAUUUAUAGACGACGAUCUGCGCAGAUUUUUCCACAACGCUUACGAUGUUCAUGAUGACGAGGAGCAAGAAAUCCGUAGCAUUCUGGAGCGAGUUGAACCGACCGAAGACAGCUUUCAGGUUCGCGUGCAUCUCAAGAUAGAGAUCCCCAGUUCUAUAACCGACUUCGGUAAUAAGUUGCAACAGAAACUGAAUGACUUCAUGCGCAUCGAUCAAUUGGGUGCUUCUGUCGAUGACGCCUUUUCCUUCACAGAAUUGAGUGCCCCAGAAGACACUGUUAUUCCCCAUAAGGCCGUGUUGACGAUCUCUAGAAACAAGUUCCCUGUAAUACGAGUCGAACCCAAAGAUGUUCCAUCAGCCACCGGUCCCAAAGAUGAAGGCGAUCCGAUGUCGAUCGAUCUUAAUUACCAGCCAAGACCAGUGCCGGUGGAGGGCUCCGGCGAUGACCUCAACUGUCGUGGGGAUGUCACCUUCACCUGUCGCCACAGCGGGAAAAUCAUUUGCGAUGAUAUGCAAUGCGAUGGAGUGCGACAAUGUCCCGAUGGCGAGGACGAGGAAUUCUGUUCCUAUGCACCGGUUUGCACUGAAGAUCAGUUCAAGUGCGACGAUAAAUGUCUGCCGCUGGAAAAGCGCUGCGAUAGAGUUACGGACUGCGAUGAUCAGACGGAUGAGGCUGCCUGUGAUCAGCAGCCGGCACCAGAGCCAGAAGAACCUGAGCAAUCACCUGAUCCUGAACCCGAACCCGAACCUAUACCUGAUCCUGAACCUGAACCUGAACCAGAGCCUGAGCCAGAAUCUCAAGAAGAGGAAUGCCAUGCCAACGAGUUUAGAUGUAACGAUGGACAGUGCAUCGAUGCCAGAAAGCGUUGCAACAACAUCGAGGAUUGUGCCGAGGGCGAGGACGAGGGCGAGGAGUGCCCCGCCGCCUGCAGCGGAAUGGAGUAUCAAUGUCGCGACGGCACGCGCUGCAUCAGUGUGAGUCAGCAGUGCGACGGCCACUCCGAUUGCAGCGACGGCGACGACGAAGAGCAUUGCGACGGAAGUGGCUACGACGACGGGGAAUGUCGGUUCGAUGAGUUCCGUUGCGGAACCGGUGAGUGCAUACCUAUGCGUCAGGUGUGCGAUAACAUCUACGAUUGCAACGAUUAUACCGAUGAGGCCAACUGCGAUGGUGGUGAAUCCGAAGAGGAGGAUAGUGUGGGCAUUCCCAUUGGCCACCGCCCCCAGAGACCGAAGCCCAAGUUCGAUGACGGACUGCACGAGAAGGACAUCUACGAGUACCAUGUUUAUCAGCCCAGUAAUGUCUAUGGGAAGGCCGAUUCCCAGAAUCCCUGUGCCAGCAAUCAAUUCCGUUGCACCACGACAAAUGUAUGCAUACCGCUGCAUUUGAGAUGCGAUAAUUUCUAUCACUGCAAUGAUAUGAGCGAUGAAAAGAACUGCGAGCAGUAUCAACGACCCACCACCACCCGACGACCCUUGAUCUGGGCCCCACAUCCUUUCACCACCCAGGGCCCAGGCUUGCUGGAGCGUAACAACACCACUAGAACCACCGCCAGCAGCACCACCACAACCACCGAGGCGCCACCAAUAUGGCAAUGGGCAACGAAAACGACAACCACCGAGACCACGACUACUAACCCAAUAACAACACUUGGCGUAGCGAUCAACUCAGCACAGUCAUGCCUCGAAAACAUCGAAUUCGCGUGCCACAAUCGCGAUUGCAUUCCGAUUGAGAGCGUCUGCGAUGGCACCCCCGACUGUGGACACGAGGAAGACGAGGACUACGCUCUUUGCAACUGCAGCGGCGACAAGUACAAGUGCCAACGUGGCGGCGGGUGCAUUCCAAAAUCCCAGGUGUGCGAUGGCAAACCUCAAUGCCGCGACCGCAGCGACGAGAGCGCCUGCCAUCUCCAUGGAAGAUUAAAUAAAACUCGUUUGGGGGUCGAGUGCCUAGGAAGCCAAUAUCAGUGUGGCGAUGGAAGCUGCAUAUCCGGCUACAAACGCUGCAACGGCAUCACCGAUUGCGCCGAUGGCGCCGACGAGUAUAACUGCAUCUACAACUACGUCGAUUCCAGUUACGACAACGACCCGGACAACAAUCCACUGAAUGAAUGUGAUAUCCUUGAGUUUGAAUGUGACUACAGUCAGUGCUUGCCGCUUGAGAAGAAAUGCGAUGGUUAUGUAGACUGUGAAGACGAGAGCGACGAGUUCGAAUGUCAGUCGUACACAGACCGUUGUCUAGAGUCCGAGUUCGAGUGCGAUAGCUACUGCCUGCCCCGCGAUCAGUUGUGCAACGGCAUUACCAACUGCCAAGAUGGCAGCGACGAGCGCAACUGUACUUUCUGCCGGGAAGAUGCCUACCUUUGCAACACCGGCGAGUGUGUGGCUGAUAAUCAGAGAUGCAACGGCAUCGACGAUUGCGCCGACGGCAGCGACGAGCGUCACUGCGAGACCAACAACCACUAUCCCACACAUAAUGUGAAUGUUAUUGUCCAAAAAACGAGUCCUCCGAAUCCUAAAACCAAACGCUGUCGCCCCAAUGAGUGGCAGUGUGCGAAUCUCGAGUGCAUCGAAAUAAGUUUGCAGUGCAAUGCAUUUAAGGAUUGCUCGGAUGGAUCCGAUGAGGACCUCAGCGUUUGCUUCGGCACCGCCACCAAUCGACUAAAACCCAGUGACUGCAGUUCGGAUCAGUUCUUCUGCGAUGAGUCGUGCUAUAACCGUUCGGUUCGAUGCAACGGGCAUUUGGAUUGCUCCGAUGGUAGUGAUGAGGUUGGAUGUUCCAUGAAGUCACUGCCAUGUCCACAGCACCAGUGUCCCAGUGGGAGGUGUUAUUCGGAAAGUGAGCGAUGCGAUCGCCACAGGCACUGCGAGGAUGGCUCCGAUGAGGCCAACUGCUGUGCCCCGAGUCAAUACCGUUGCCGAAACGGAGACUGCGUUGCUGGAUCGGCUGUCUGCGAUGGAAUCCCCCAAUGUAGCGACAAUUCCGAUGAACUCAACUGUGGGGGCGGCCAGGAAUGUCUGCCCAGUCAGUUCAGAUGUAAUAGUGGCCAGUGCGUGAGCUUGGGAGCACGUUGCAAUGGACGAUCCGACUGCCAGGAUGGCUCCGAUGAACAUAUUUGCGGUCAUCAUCAAGUUGAGGUCACCCAAGGACCCACUGGAAGUGGCACCACUUCUACUAGCACCACUGCCAUGACGCCACUGAGAAUCAUCUGCCCACCAACCUCAUUUAAAUGCGACAAUGGGCCCUGUAUUUCGCUGGGUCUACGAUGCAAUGGACGGAUCGAUUGUCCAUAUGAUGAAAGCGAUGAGGUGGAUUGUAGUCAUGUCAGCAAUGAGAUUGAUAACAACUUUAAUAACCCUGGACGUGGAUCGAACCAAUUGAAUCUCAAGACCUACCCAGCCGCUCAGAUCAUCAAGGAGAGUCGCGAGGUCGUCUUCCGUUGCCGUGAUGAAGGUCCCACUCGCGCCAAGGUCAAGUGGUCUCGUCCCGGUGGACGACCUCUGCCCCCCGGAUCCAAAGAUCGCAACGGUCGCCUUGAAAUUCCCAACAUUCGGGUUGAGGAUGCUGGCACAUAUGUUUGCGAGGCUGUGGGUUUUGCCAACUAUAUAGCCGGCCAGCAGGUCACCGUGAACCUCAAUGUCGAACGCUAUAACGACUUGUCAUCCCGCCCGAGCUCAGCCUGCUCUGAACACCAGUCCACGUGCAUGAACGGCGAGUGUAUUGAUAGGACGGCCAUCUGCGAUGGAACUCCAGACUGCUCGGAUGCUUCCGAUGAGCAGAGCUGCAGUUUGGGCCGCAAGUGCCAGCCCAACCAGUUCAUGUGCGCCAAUUCGAAGUGCGUGGAUCGCACCUGGCGCUGUGAUGGACAGAACGACUGCGAGGAUAAUUCCGAUGAGACCUCCUGCGAUCCGGAACCAAGUGGCGCUCCCUGCCGAUUUAACGAGUUCCAGUGCCGCAGUGGUCAUUGCAUCCCCAAGAGCUUCCAGUGCGACAAUUUGGCGGAUUGUACUGACGGUACCGAUGAAGUUGGCUGCAUGAAACCCAUGCCGAUUCGCCCGCCACCCCCAUCGGUAUCCCUGCUGGAGUUCGAGGUGCUCGAACUGACCUGCGUGGCCACCGGAACCCCAACACCGACGAUCGUGUGGCGUUUGAACUGGGGCCAUGUGCCCGACAAGUGCGAGUCCAAGAGCUACGGUGGAACCGGAACUCUCCGCUGUCCGGAUAUGAGACCAAAAGACAGUGGAGCUUACUCGUGCGAGAUUAUCAAUACGCGCGGCACUCACUUUGUGAACCCGGACACCAUUGUCACCGUGACGCCACAACGCACGGACGUGUGCAAAGCUGGAUUCUUCAAUAUGCUAGCCCGCAAAUCAGACGAUUGCGUCAAGUGCUUCUGUUUCGGAGUGGCCAAUUCCUGCGAUAGUGCCAAUUUGUUUACCUAUGCCAUUCAACCGCCGAUCGUGUCGCACCGCGUUCUUAGUGUGGAACUGAGUCCGCGUCGCCAGAUUGUGAUCAAUGAGGCAGCUCCGGGUCAGGAUCUGAUCACCCUGCACCAUGGCGUUCAGUUUAGGGCCUCGAAUGUUCACUUUGCUGGUCGGGAGACGCCCUACUUGGCAUUGCCUUCGGACUAUAUGGGCAACCAGUUGAAGUCCUAUGGCGGAAACUUGAGGUACGAAGUUAGCUACAUGGGCAGUGGAAGACCAGUCAAUGGUUCAGAUGUCAUCAUCACCGGCAAUCGUUACACUAUAACCUAUAGUGUUUACACACAACCUGGUCAAAAGAACAAGGUUAAAAUUCCGAUAUUGCCGGGAGGAUGGCUGAAACCCGAUGGCUACAAGGCCACGCGCGAAGAGAUCAUGAUGAUACUGGCCAAUGUGGAUAAUAUUCUGAUACGACUGGGCUACCUGGAUAGCACCGCUCGCGAGGUGGAUCUAAUAAAUAUUGCCUUGGAUUCGGCUGGAAGUUCGGACCAGGGAUUGGGUAGUGCCUCCCUCGUGGAGAAAUGCUCGUGUCCACCCGGUUAUGUGGGUGAUUCCUGUGAGACCUGUGCCCCUGGCCACGUCAGACAGCCGGGAGGACCCUGGCUUGGUCAGUGUGUGCCCUUCAUUCCGGAACCCUGUCCAUCCGGAACGUUUGGCGAUCCACGACGUGGUGUGCCCUGCAAGGAGUGUCCUUGCCCCCUGACCGGUGGCAAUAACUUUGCCAGUGGCUGCCAACAGAAUCCCGACGGCGAUGUCGUAUGCCGAUGCAAUGAGGGCUACGCGGGCAGGAGGUGCGAAUACUGCGCAUCUGGCUACCAGGGUAAUCCGCUGGCUCCGGGAGGAGUUUGUCGCCCGAUACCCGAUACUUCGUGCAACGUUGAUGGCACCUACAACAUCCAGAGCAACGGAGCUUGCCAGUGCAAGGAUAAGGUGAUUGGCGAACAGUGCGACACGUGUGCGGCGAAGAGCUUCCACCUCAAUUCGUUCACCUACACUGGAUGCAUCGAGUGCUUCUGCAGCGGAGUGGGAGAUGAUUGCGAUAGUAGUACGUUGUAUCGCGACCAGGUGACCAGCACCUUUGGACGUUCGAGCGUCAAUCAUGGCUUCGCUUUGGUUACCGACUAUAUGCGUGCCACCCCGGAGACCAUAGCCGUGUCCAUGGCCGUGGUGCCCAAUGCGCUGAGCUUUGUGGGAUCGGCGGAUCAUGCCGGGGACACACUCUACUGGAGUCUGCCGGCCGCGUUUCUGGGCAACAAGCUGACUUCCUACGGCGGCAAGCUGAGCUACACUUUGAGCUACAGUCCCCUACCCAGUGGCAUAAUGUCCCGCAACAGUGCCCCGGAUGUGGUGAUAAAGAGUGGCGAGGAUCUGAGGCUCAUCCACUACAGAAAAUCACAGGUUAGCCCCAGUGUGGCCAACACCUAUGCCGUCGAGAUCAAGGAGAGCGCCUGGCAGCGCAGCGACGCAGUACCGGCCAACCGUGAGCAUGUCCUGAUGGCCCUCAGCAACAUUACGGCCAUCUACAUUAAGGCCACGUAUACCACGAGCACCAAGGAGGCCUCGUUGCGUCAGGUGACUUUGGACACUGCCACGGCUACGAAUCUGGGCACAGCGCGUGCCGUCGAAGUCGAGCAGUGUCGCUGUCAAGAGGGCUAUGUGGGUACGUCCUGCGAGCGGUGUGCUCCUGGUUACGCCCGCGAUCCGGAGGGUGGAAUCUAUCUGGGAUCCUGCCUACCCUGCGAGUGCAAUGGACAUUCGAAGUAUUGCAACGCCGAAACCGGGGACUGCGAAAACUGUUCUGACAACACCGAUGGACCCAACUGUGAAGUAUGCGCCGCCGGCUAUGUUGGCGAUGCCACUCGCGGAACUCCGUACGACUGCCAACUCGAUGAGGUCAAUCCGCCGCCGCGUCCGCUGCCACCGGGCAAUCACACAUUUGACUGUGACGUAUACUGCGAUUCUCACGGAACAUACGCUUGCCGCGACAACUACUGCCAAUGUAAGACGAACGUGAUUGGGGAUCAGUGCAAUGAGUGCCGUCCCGGAACCUACGGACUGUCCCCCGAAAAUCCGGACGGCUGCAAGGAGUGCUACUGCUCCGGAGUGUCCAACCAGUGCCGUUCGGCGUCUCUGUACCGCCAGCAGAUACCCGUGGACUUCAUUCUCAACGCACCCCUUAUCACAGAUGAUAACGGAGAUAUUUUGGACACCCAGAACCUAGAACCCGACUUAGCCAGUAACAUGUACACCUAUUCGCACACCAGCUACACGGAAAAAUUCUGGAGCCUCAGGGGCAGCGUGCUGGGCAACCAGCUUCUGUCGUACGGCGGCCUCCUGAGUUACACCCUAGUGGUGGAAUCCUUUGGCAACUAUGCGCCUGGCCAGGAUGUGAUCCUGAUUGGCAACGGAGUCAAGCUGGUCUGGUCCAGUCCCGACGGACGUGGCGAUCGGGAGGAGUACAGUGUGCGACUGCACGAGGACGAACAAUGGCAGCGCAAGGAUCGUGGAUCGGCACGACCGGCAUCCCGCUCGGACUUCAUGACUGUGCUAACAGAUCUGCAGCACAUACUGGUCCGAGCCACGCCCAAAGUGCCCUCGACAAGGACCUCGAUCGGCAAUGUCAUUCUAGAGAGUGCUGUCACCACCAGAACGCCGGGAGCUACGCAUGCCGUCGAUCUUGAGUUGUGCCAGUGCCCAACCGGAUAUUCGGGCUCGUCCUGUGAGAGCUGCGCACCACUCUACUACCGCGACUCCAGCGGCUCCUGCAGCCUGUGUCCUUGCGAGGCCUCCAACACCGAGUCCUGCGAUUUGGUUAGCGGCGGCUAUGUCGAAUGCCGGUGCAAGCCACGCUGGAAGGGCGAUCGCUGUCGCGAAAUUGAAACUAACGAUCCUACGGUAACGGAUCCCAAUACCGAAGAUCCCGUACGGACCCAGAUCAUUGUGUCGAUUGAGAAACCGGAGAUUACUAUCGUGCCCGUGGGCGGAUCGCUGGUCCUCAGCUGUAGCGGUCGGAUGCGCUGGAGCAAUGAUCCAGUGUAUGUGAACUGGUACAAGGAGAACAGUCGCAUGCCAGAGGAUCACGAAGUCAAUGGUGGUAAUCUGCAUCUUUUCAACCUGGACAUCAGCGAUUCUGGAGUCUACAUUUGCCAGGCCGUUAGCAAGGAAACCAACCGCGUCUUCAAGGAUUCCGUCUCCAUCACCAUAACCCCGGUGGACCAGCGCUCGCCGGCUCAGAUUGUGAACUUGCCCCACGAUGUGACCUUUGAAGAAUACCAGCCCAAUGAGAUCGUCUGCGAGGUGACAGGUAACCCGGCACCCACUGUCACCUGGACACGAGUGGAUGGACAGGCGGAUGCCCAGAGCACAAGAACGUACAAUAACCGCUUGAUCUUCGAGUCGCCAAGGAAAUCGGAUGAGGGUCGCUAUCGCUGCCAGGCGUACAAUGAACUGCACCGCGUUGAGCAGUAUGUCAUCGUUUAUGUGCAGAGCAACACUCCCCAGCCGCCGCCGCCGCAGGAUCGUUUGUAUAUCCAGCCGGAGGAGGUUAAUGGCUAUGAGGGCGAAUCUUUCCGACUAUCCUGCCAAUUUACAAGCGGUGCCUCUCUGCACUACGAUUGGUUACUCAACGGCAGCCCCCUGUCCUCUUCGGCCCCGCGAAAUGUCCAGAUCAAUGGCAAUGUCCUGGAGGUACGCGAUGCCAGUUACCGCGACUCUGGAAUCUACACCUGUGCGGCCUUUGAUCAACGCACCCGCCGCAACCUAACCGCGGACGCUCGUGUAAACAUCGAGCCACGCGAGGAACCACCAAUCGAUGAUGGCGCCAAGCCAAGGAUUGUGCCAUUGCCGGAGAAUGUGAACAUCAUUCAGGGCCAGGAUUAUAGCAUCACCUGCGAGGCCAGUGGAACGCCCCAUCCCUCGAUCAAAUGGGCCAAGGUGCACGACCAGUUGGCCGUCAAUGUCCACAUCAACAGCAAUACGCUGACCAUCUAUGGAGCCCGGCCCGAGAAUCGAGGUCCCUACUCUUGCUUUGCCGUUAACUCCCACGGAACUGAACAGUCUAGCACAAACAUCGAUAUUGAACCCCGGGAGCGGCCUAACAUUAGGAUUCAGCCGGAGACCCAGCAAACAGUUCUGGUCGGCGGGCAGGCUGCCAUCUACUGCACCGCUCACGGUAUUCCCGAGCCGACCGUCGAGUGGGUUCGAGUGGACGGCCAACCGCUGACGCCGCGUCACACGACCAGAGAAGAGCCCGGCUAUAUGAUAAUCGAAGACAUUCAGGUCGCUGAUGACGGCCAGUACGAGUGUCGGGCGAGAAAUAUUGCUGGCGAGGCCACCGGAGUGGCCUCCAUUGUCGUCCAUGAGCGACCUCUCGUGCAGCUAAGCACCGAACAGCAGACCCUUCGACUCACCGAAGGCGACGAACUGUCGCUGAGCUGCGUGGGUAGCGGUGUGCCCACUCCGACUGUUUUCUGGACCCACCCCGAAAGGAGAGGUUCCACUGGAUUCCUGGGACCGCCAUCCACGAACACUGCCAACGUCCAGAUCUACCGAGUCACACUGGAGGACGCCGGCGACUACACUUGCCACGGAUCCAAUGCGGUGGGCGAAGAUGAUAAAUCCGUGCGCGUGGAAGUUCAGCCCAAACGGGGCGACAUCGGAGGAGACGAUACCGAUGUGGACGACUCCGUUCCCCGCCGACCAACUUACAACACGCGCCCCUACACCCAACCGCCUGGUCGCAACGAACAGCUGUCCACCGAAAUUGGCACCAAUGUGACUCUGAGUUGCGACGCUAUCAAGGGGUUGAGCUCGUAUUGGGAACGCGUUGAUGGCGCACCCCUGCCUCCAAAUGCCCACGCGGAGCACAACAGUCUGGUGAUUGUGUUCGUGCAGCUGCAGAAUCUGGGCCAGUACCGCUGCAACGGAGUCGGAAGCGAUGGCCGUGUGGAGGCCUCUGUGGUGAAGGAGCUGGUCCCGCUGCCCCUGCCCAGGAUCACCUUCUAUCCCAGCAUUCCGCUCAACGUGGAGAUGGGACAGAAUUUGGAUGUGUACUGCCUGGUGGAGAAUGUGCGUCCGGAGGAUGUGUAUUGGAGCACCGACAAUAAUCGACCACUGCCCAGUAACGUUCGCUUCGAACACAAUGCCCUGCGAUUUGAGUCCAUCACUCAGGCCGCUGCCGGAGAUUACCGCUGCUCCGCCUUCAACCAGUAUGGAAACAGGUCAGAGACCGCCAAGGUGAUGGUGAAGAAACCCGGUGGCUUCCAGCCAGUUCCGCAGUCCCAGUUGCAGCAGCACCGCGAGGGCAGCACCAUCCAGCUAAGAUGCAGUCUGACCACCCAGUACGGCGGCGAGGUUCGCGGCAAUGUCCAGUUCCACUGGUACCGUGAGGAUGGCAGUCGGUUGCCGCACAACGCUCGUCCGGACAGCCAGGUGCUGGUGCUGACCGAUUUGCGACCCGAGGACGAGGGCCGCUACAUCUGCAAUUCGUACGAUGUGGCCAGGAGGCAGCAACUGCCCCUCGUCUCCAUCGACUUGCAAGUACUAAGAACUACCCAGUAUCCUUCUCGGUAUAAGGGCGGUGUCACCCUGAAAGACACGCCCUGCAUGGUUCUGUAUAUUUGUGCAGCGGCGACCCCGCCCCCCUACAGCCCCGCCUACCUGCCGCCGGUGCCCACGGCGCCCCCACACUUACCGGAAAGGACGCGCGACUACAGCCUGAAACUGGACCAACAGUCCUCCAACCUUCGAGUCGGUGAGGACACCGAAGUCGAGUGCUACUCCUCCGACGACACCUACACGGAUGUCGUCUGGGAGCGGUCCGAUAAAGCUCCACUCAGCAACAACGUCCGGCAAGUGGGCAACCGCCUGGUGAUCAGUGAUGUGGCCCCAACCGAUGCCGGCAACUAUGUGUGCAAGUGCAAGACAGACGAAGGAGAUCUGUACACGACCAGCUACGUACUCGAGGUCGAGGAUCAGCCCCACGAACUGAAGAGCUCCAAAAUAGUCUACGCAAAGGUGGGCGGAAAUGCCCAGUUGCAGUGCGGAGCCGAUGAAGCUAGGCAGCCCACCUACCGCUGGUCCCGUCAAUAUGGACAACUCCAAGCGGGACGCAGUCUGCUCAGCGAGAAGCUUUCCCUGGACAGCGUGCAGGCCAAUGACGCCGGAACGUACAUUUGCACGGCCGUGUAUGGCGACGGCGAGACGGCGGACUUCCCCAACAUUUUGGUGGUGACGGGGGCGAUUCCCCAGUUCCGCCAGGAACCACGCAGCUACAUGAGUUUCCCCACGCUGCCGAACUCCUCGUUCAAGUUCAACUUUGAGCUCACCUUCCGGCCGGAAAAUGGCGACGGAUUGCUCCUCUUCAAUGGACAAACCCGCGGAAGCGGCGACUAUAUCGCAUUGUCGCUGAAGGAUCGCUAUGCGGAGUUCCGCUUCGAUUUUGGCGGCAAACCGUUGCUGGUACGAGCGGAGGAGCCACUGGCUCUCAACGAGUGGCACACGGUUCGAGUGAGCCGCUCCAGGAGGGAUGGCUACAUCCAGGUGGACGAACAGCAUCCGGUGGCAUUCCCCACACUCCAGCAGUUGCCCCAACUGGACCUGAUUGAGGAUCUGUACAUUGGCGGAGUGCCCAACUGGGAACUCCUGCCGGAGGAGGCGGUUGGCCAGCAGCUGGGAUUCGUGGGCUGCAUCAGCCGUUUGACCCUGCAAGGACGCACCGUGGAACUGAUCCGGGAGGCCAAGUUCAAGGAGGGCAUCUCCGACUGCCGGCCCUGUGCCGCUGGACCUUGCCAAAACGAGGGAGUCUGCCUGGAGAGCCAGACGGAGCAGGCAUACACCUGCAUUUGCCAGCCGGGAUGGACGGGAAGGAACUGUGCCAUCCAGGGCACCCAGUGCACGGCCGGAGUCUGCGGCGCCGGACGCUGCGAGAACACGGAGAACGACAUGGAGUGCCUGUGCCCGCUGAACCGGACCGGAGAUCGAUGCCAGUACAUUGAGCAUUUGAGCGAGCACAGCCUCAAUUUCAAGGACAACAGCUUUGCGGCCUACGGAACCCCUAAACUGACCAAAGUCAACAUAACACUUUCCGUGCGUCCGUCGAGUUUGGCCGACUCCGUGAUCUUGUACACGGCGGAAUCCAGUUUGCCCAGCGGCGAUUACUUGGCCCUGGUCCUCCGUGGCGGUCACGUGGAGCUGCUGAUCAAUACGGCCGCCCGCUUGGAUCCCGUGGUGGUGCGAUCCGCGAAGCCACUGCCCCUGAACCGCUGGACGAGAAUCGAGAUCAGGCGUCGCCUGGGCGAGGGCAUCCUGCGGGUAGGCGAUGGCCCAGAGCGCAAGGCCAAGGCCCCGGGAUCGGAUCGCAUACUGUCGCUCAAGACACCGCUCUAUGUGGGCGGCUACGAUCGGUCGACGGUCAAGAUCAACCGGGAUGUGAACAUUACCAAGGGCUUCGAUGGCUGCAUCUCCAGGCUCUACAAUUCGCAGAAGGCCGUUCAACUUUUGGCCGACAUCAAGGAUGCGGCGAAUAUUCAGAACUGCGGCGAGACAAACGAGAUCAGUGGCGGCGACGAGGAUGGCGACAAUGAGCCAUUGGUGCCGCCCCCAGUCCCAGAGGUCCACAACGAGGACGAACUGCAGCCAUAUGCGAUGGCUCCGUGUGCCAGCGAUCCCUGCGAGAACGGCGGUAGCUGCAGCGAGCAGGAGGCCAUGGCCGUCUGUUCCUGCCCCCUCGGUUUCAGCGGCAAACACUGCCAGGAGCACAUCCAGCUGGGCUUCAACGCAUCGUUCCGCGGCGAUGGCUUCGUGGAGCUCAAUCGCACCUACUUCAAUGCCGCCCUGGAGCAAUCAUACACCUCCAUGGUCAUCGUGUUCACCACCAGCCAGCCCAAUGGUCUGCUCUACUGGUGGGGCCAAGAGGCCGGAGAGGAGUACACCGGACAGGACUUCAUCGCCGCCGCCGUUGUCGAUGGCUAUGUGGAGUUCUCCAUGCGACUCGAUGGCGAGGAGGCGGUGAUCCGGAAUAGCGAGACCCGCGUGGACAACGGAGAGCGGCACAUUGUGAUCGCCAAGCGGGCGGACAAUACCGCCGUUCUGGAAGUGGAACGCGUGCUGCACUCGGGUGAAACCCGACCCACCAGCAAGAAGGCGAUGAAGCUGCCGGGCAAUGUGUUUGUCGGUGGCGCUCCGGAUAUCGCACAGUUCACGGGCAACCGCUACAAGCACAGCUUCAACGGCUGCAUCGUGGUCGUCGAGGGCGAAACCGUGGGCCAAAUUAACCUUAGUUCAGCUGCCAUCAACGGAGUGAAUGUCAAUGUCUGUCCCGCUCACGACGAGCCCCUGGGAGGAACCGAACCGCCAGUCGUCUGAGGACACAACCAGCAACCGAAAUUAGCUUUUUAAUUAAACAUUAACAAAAGAAACAAAAGGAAAAACAAUUUUUAUAUAUACAUCAUAUGAAUAAGCCCCAAGCAAAACCAUACAAAUUUUGAGUGUUAUAUGGCAAACAGAUAAUAUGAUAACAAAAACACAAAAAAAAGAGAUAAACGAUCACUUCUACUACAACUGCUUCUUCGAUCCUUAAGUCUAGGUUAAAGAUUGUAGCAAGAAAAAAGCGAAUAUCACAAACAUUUAUUUAACUAAAACGCCAUGCGAGAAGUGAAACGAAACAGAUACAAUAAUGCAAUUAAUGCAAAUAAUACAGAUAAAGCCUAGAACCCUAAGAACUAACUAACUAACUCGAGCAACAACAACGCAUACUAGCCAACUGCAACCACAACAACCACAAUAGUGAAGGCAUUUUAAUUAUAAUUUUAGUUUCUAGCUUAUAUCUAUGACUACGACUCUUUUUUUGUGAACCCAGUGUAAAAUGUUGGAAAUCGGAAAUUGGCCCUACACACACACACACACACACACACGUUAUUAAUUAAAUACCAAUUGAUACCAUAUAUUGAUAAAAGAAAUACUAUGAAUGCAACUAUUGUGAACGAACGAAAACCGUUGAGUGGAUAAAAAGCAAAAGCAGAAGAUAUAUUAAAAUGAAAUCAACAACAA
Messenger RNA from Drosophila elegans, 14536 nucleotides. It is a transcript of the gene trol, whose product is annotated as basement membrane-specific heparan sulfate proteoglycan core protein. The transcript has 46 exons. Gene Ontology annotation, molecular function: protein binding; calcium ion binding. The coding region runs from base 266 to 13852 and encodes 4528 amino acids. Gene Ontology annotation, cellular component: plasma membrane. Lineage: Eukaryota; Metazoa; Arthropoda; Insecta; Diptera; Drosophilidae. The record is from RefSeq and is a predicted model, not a curated record.